Messenger RNA from Lycium ferocissimum, 1183 nucleotides. RefSeq lists its product as uncharacterized. Gene Ontology annotation, cellular component: small-subunit processome; nucleolus. The record is from RefSeq and is a predicted model, not a curated record. Gene Ontology annotation, molecular function: rRNA (pseudouridine) methyltransferase activity; rRNA binding. The coding region runs from base 137 to 985 and encodes 282 amino acids. Gene Ontology annotation, biological process: rRNA base methylation. NCBI's taxonomy places the organism in Eukaryota, Viridiplantae, Streptophyta, Magnoliopsida, Solanales, Solanaceae. The transcript has 7 exons.
UUUGGGAUUCAGUGUAAUUGUUUUUGCCUCUGCAUUUUUUUCAUAAUUUCCAUAUGUAUAUGUGAUUUUGUAUGUAUAGUUGACAAUCUCUUUACUUCUCUGAAGUACUGAGUUAUACUUCUAGGUGUGACAAGAAAUGGUGCGAGCAUACAAAGUAAAAGGUGAAAAGAGAAAAAAGAAAGGAAAGAAUUAUGAUAAAGAAGAAGAAGAAAUAGAGGAACAUGUGGAAGAGGAAUCAGCAGGGUCAGAAAAAAGAGCGAAAACCGAACACACUUCGGCGGAUACUGAGGCAGCUGAAAGAGUUGUAGAUUUACUAUCUGGCAUUCCUGUUGUUGCAACUGAUCACAGCACGAAUAAACCUGGUGUUAUUUUCAUUAUCGAAAGAGCUUCUCUCGAAAUCGCUAAAAUUGGAAAGACUUACCAACUUCUGAACUCUGAUGAACACUCCAACUUUCUGAAGAAGAAUGGUCGAAACCCUUCUGAUUAUCGGCCUGAUAUUGCUCAUCAGGCAAUGCUCUCAAUUCUAGAUAGCCGAGUAAACAAAGCUGGGCGAUUAAAAGCUUUGUAUGUGAGGACUGAGAAAGGUGUCCUUUUUGAAGUAAAACCUCAUGUUCGUAUCCCUAGGACAUUUAAGCGAUUUGCUGGCAUCAUGUUGCAGCUGCUACAAAAGCUGAACAUAACUGCUGUUGGUAAGCGAGAGAAACUGUUACGUGUUAUAAAAAACCCUGUUACACAGUACCUACCCAUCGACUGUCGGAAGAUAGGAUUCUCUCAUAGUUCUGAGAAGCUGGUGGAUAUUCAGGACUAUGUUAAUGGCAUCAACAAUGACAUGAACCUUGUUUUUGUGGUUGGGGCUAUGGCCCAUGGGAAAAUUGAUAAAGAUUAUGUCGAAGAUUAUUUAUCAAUUUCGGAUUAUCCAUUGAGUGCUGCAUACUGCAUAUCAAUGAUCACGAAUGCUGUGGAGCGCAAAUGGAAGAUUUUGUAGACUUGUACCUCCUAUAUUAUCGCAAGAUGUACUUUCUAGAAUGCUAUCCUUACUAGCUUUCUUUUUAUAGGCUUUCUGGCUGGUUAAGCUAGUGUUGUGUAAAAUAUUAAAAAGUGGCAAAUGACCCUCUUCUACAUUUUUGAGUGCCCUUUUUGUUCGUUUACUAUCAAUUUCAAACAGCCGUCUUCCUGUCGUCAA